Molecule: messenger RNA, 2457 nt
Organism: Theobroma umbraticum
Lineage: Eukaryota; Viridiplantae; Streptophyta; Magnoliopsida; Malvales; Malvaceae
Gene: KU70
Product: ATP-dependent DNA helicase 2 subunit Ku70-like protein
Biological process (GO): telomere maintenance; double-strand break repair via nonhomologous end joining
Cellular component (GO): Ku70:Ku80 complex; nucleus
Molecular function (GO): damaged DNA binding; double-stranded DNA binding; telomeric repeat DNA binding
Source: RefSeq, a predicted model, not a curated record
GUGCGUUAGCUUGUCCAAGACACCUCGGCUCCCGAUUUUCGAAAUCUUGUUAAGUACAUAGGCGGGUAGGGAGGAAGGAACUGGGAAGAAGAAUAACCCAAAAACCCCUCCAAAGAAUUUUCAUCAACAAUGGAUUUGGACCCGGAAGAUGUUUUCAAGGAUGAAGAAGACGACUCAGACAACGAAAUCUUCCAGCAAAGUGCGAGCUCUAAAGAGUAUGCCGUUUACUUGGUCGACGCUUCUCCCAAAAUGUUCAACACUACCUGUCCUGGUAAAGAUCAAAAGGAUGAAACUCAUUUCCACCUCGCCGUCAGCUGUAUUGCAGAAUCGCUCAAGACUCAAAUCAUUAGUAGAUCAUAUGAUGAAGUUGCAAUUUGCUUCUUUAACACUAGGGAAAAGAAGAAUUUGCAGGAUUUAAAUGGUGUUUUUGUUUUUAAUGUUGCUGAAAGGGAGCACCUAGACAGGCCAACAGCAAGACUUAUAAAAGAAUUUGACUGUUUACAAGAAUCAUUUAUGAGAGAAAUUGGGAGUCAGUAUGGUAUUGUGCCUGGGUCUCGGGAGAAUUCUCUUUACAAUGCUCUCUGGGUUGCCCAAGCUCUUCUCCGUAAAGGGUCUAUUAAGACAGCUGAUAAGAGGAUUCUUCUCUUUACUAAUGAAGAUGAUCCUUUUGGACGUCUCCAGGGUGCUGCAAAAGCAGAUAUGACAAGAACUUCAUUGCAGCGAGCUAAAGAUGCACAAGAUCUUGGAAUCUCAAUUGAACUUCUUCCCUUGAGUUGUCCAGAUGAGGAGUUUAAUGUUAAAGUUUUCUAUGCUGAUUUGCUAGGUUUAGAUGGUGAAGACCUUGUUCAAUUUAUGCCUUCUGCUGGCCAGAAAUUGGAAGAUAUGAAAGAUCAACUGAGGAAACGUAUGUUCACAAAGAGGAUUAUUAGAAAGAUCACAUUUGUUAUCACCAAUGGAUUGUCAAUUCAGCUGAAUACUUAUGCUUUAAUUCGUCCAACUGUUCCAGGGGCAAUUACAUGGCUUGAUUCUGUCACUAAUCUUCCUUUAAAGAUUGAAAGAUCUUUGAUCUGUGAGGAUACUGGUGCAUUGAUUCAGGAGCCUCCUAAACGCUUUCAGCCCUAUAGAAAUGAGAAUGUCAAGUUCUCGAUGGAUGAAAUAUCUGAAAUGAAAAGAAUAUCAACAGGAUGCCUUCGUCUUCUUGGAUUCAAGCCAUUAAGAUGCUUAAAAGAUUAUCACAACUUGAGGCCAUCGACGUUUGUAUAUCCUAGUGACCAGGAAGUGGUUGGUAGCACCUGCAUUUUCAUUGCCUUGUACAGAUCUAUGCUACAGCUCAAGCGUUUUGCAGUUGCAUUUUACGGGAGCUCAUCUCAUCCUCAAUUGGUUGCCUUAGUUGCGCAAGAUGAGAUUGCUAAAGCUGGUGUUCAGAUUGAGCCACCAGGAAUGCACAUGAUAUACCUUCCGUACUCUGAUGACAUCAGAGAUGUUGAAGAGAUUUUUCCAGAUACAGAUGAUGAUGCACCUCGAGCGGAUGAAGAUCAAAUUCAGAAAGCUGCUGCUUUAAUAAAACGUAUUGACAUGAGGGAUUUCUCAGUUUCCCAAUUUGCUAACCCUGCCUUGCAGAGACAUUAUGCAGUACUGCAGGCUCUAGCUCUAGAAGAAGAUGAUAUUCCAGAGAUCAUUGAUGAGACACUACCUGAUGAGGAAGGUUUGGCUAGACCAGCAGUUGUCAAGGCAAUAGAAGAAUUCAAGCUUUCUGUCUAUGGGGACAAAUAUGAUGAGGAAAGUGACUUUUUGGGUAAAGGAAAAGUGGGUGAGGUCUCUAGGAAACGUAAAACAAUUGUGGAAAAUGCAGCUAAGGAGUCUGCAAAUUAUGAUUGGGCUGACCUUGCAGAAAAUGGGCAGUUGAAGGAUUUAACGGUAGCAGCUUUGAAAACUUACUUGAGUGCACACAACCUUCCUGUCGCCGGAAAGAAGGAAGCUUUGAUCAGUAGGAUCUUAACCCACAUGGGCAAAUGAGCAAAGUUGAAGCUGAUAAAAAAAUCGAAGACUGGUAAUGGAUACUGCCAUAAUGUCCCAGUGAUUGUGGCAUAUUGUUGGCCUCCCAUUGUUAUGCUAUCAAGGCUAAAUAUCCCUUUUUGCCUAAAGCUUUAUUGCACGGUAGGGUCAGCGAUAUAUGUUCUUGAUUGUCCCUGCAAAACCAAGACUAGCUUUUGCACAUUCUAGGUUUUUUUGGCGCAUCAGAAUUUGGUUUCUGGUGUUGCCUUGUUAUUCUGACAGAGUAUGGACAAUGCACAUCAACUAGUCUAAGUAUCCAUAAUCCAUUUGUGUAUAUAUUGGAAAAAUUUUGCAUCUGGAAAUGAAAAUGGCAUUCAUCUGCUGGUUUCUUUCUAGUUUCUUCUAGGAAGAUGGUACCGUGAUGUUGAGCCUGUGCUGAAAGUGCAAUCAGGUAUGGGGUUU